Callorhinchus milii (elephant shark) is the source of this 532-nucleotide messenger RNA. RefSeq names its product cytochrome c oxidase subunit 6A, mitochondrial. The record is from RefSeq and is a predicted model, not a curated record. Lineage: Eukaryota; Metazoa; Chordata; Chondrichthyes; Chimaeriformes; Callorhinchidae. Gene Ontology annotation, molecular function: enzyme regulator activity. Gene Ontology annotation, cellular component: mitochondrial inner membrane. The coding region runs from base 34 to 366 and encodes 110 amino acids. The transcript is spliced from 3 exons. Gene Ontology annotation, biological process: mitochondrial electron transport, cytochrome c to oxygen.
CCGGCGUGCACCGCGACGUAUCCGCGUCACAAAAUGGCGGCCACCGGUCUCGGGCGACUUCUCCUCCGCGGAGGCCUCGGCGGGUCCCGUCGCUUCUCGGCCGCCGCGGCGGCCCCGGAGCACCAGAGCGCUCGUUUGUGGAAGAUACUUUCCUUUGUAGUCGCUCUUCCCGGUGUCGGUGUCUGCAUGUUGAACACCUACCUGAAAUCGCAGGAACACUCUCACGAAAGAUCAGAGUUUAUUGCAUAUACCCACCUCCGGAUUAGGAGCAAACCAUUCCCUUGGGGAGAUGGGAACCACACACUCUUCCACAAUUCUCACACCAACCCUCUGCCGACUGGAUGGGAAGGGGAUGAUGAACACUGAUUGAUGUGUCGGAGCAGAAAAGACUGGGUGCUGCCGGUUUGUGGACCACUCCAUGGAGCUUUCCUUCUAUUGUAUGUGCAGCUGAAUUGUUUAAAAUACAAUGAACUAAAUUAAGUGUUGACCAUCUUCCAAUUGUGUUAACACCAUAAUAAAAAUGAACACAAAA